AUGGACCCCGAGAACUUUCAGAAACAGUUAGAGUCGCAAUUGCAUGUCUCGAAAUUGCAAAGCGUUGAGUCCAAGCCAGUAUACGUCUCAUCCGUUGAGGUUACCGAUACUGUAUCCAACCCUUUGUCAGAAGGAUCAUUCAAAACAAUUCUAAACCCCUUAUUAUCCAAUCCAUUACAAAGCUUAACUACCACCAUAUCAGCUUUAAAAAACAUUGAAAAGAAGUUAAUGCUUACCGGCCUCUAUGAUGAUGUAUCCAUAUCACUUACAGAAGACCAUUCAGAAUUUGUGAAGCAGUUUUUAAAAGAUGCCACUCCUAAGGAUAUCAAUAUGGAUCUACCGCUUCCAAUUAGUGCUCAAAUCAAACUUACACCAGUUUCUUACAGGAAUUUGUCGUUAAUCAGCACUACAAGGGACAACUUUGCUUCUGUUGGUGGCCGUGUCUCACUCUUGAACAAAUAUGGCUACGCCGAGACCAUAAAUUUGCAAGGUGAAUUGAAUGUGGAUCCUUUCACUGGGAACUUGAAUGAAAAGGCCGCUAAUGUGAAAUGUUCGGUUCCAUUCUUACACGACCCUUCAGUGAAAAGCGUCUUCGACUUCUCUUAUUCGCUCUCGGAUCUUCGUGAACAGCCUUGGAUAGCAGAGUCGGAUCAAGGCAGACAUAGACAACUAGGUUUAAACAUUGGGGUGCACAAGCCUUGGAUGUCGCUUAAUCAAUUCUAUACACCUACUACUUUCAAUGGCCUAUCAAUUAUACUUAGAGACCUUGUUCCGAAGACAGAUGCUACAGAAAUUUCUCUACCAUCCAAAAACGUGUACUCCAAGUUAAGUUUAAUUUCUCAGAUGCUUUACAGUAACAUUAAAUCCAUUGGAACUGUACCUACCCAGGGAGUGAAGGUCAAUUUUACCAAUGAAUUCGUGCUGAAGCAGUCCGCCGCAGGCCAAAACUUUGGUAAUACCUUUGACAAGUUAACAUUAUCCUGCGAAGCACACAGAUCUUUCCUCAGCGAGCAGCUAACGACAAGUCUAAACUUUUCAUGUGGUUCUAUUUUUUCCCCAUCAACAGACGGGAAAGUUCCCGACGUUCAUUUCAUGGACCGCUUCUACGUUGGUGGUCUCUCAUCGUUAAAGGGUUUCCAAACUAACAUGGUUGGCAACACAUCUGGUGAUUCAUUUUACAGACUUGGUCUCUAUUCCUCCAUUGGUUUACCUAAAAUGCCAAAGAUAUCACCAAUUAAGUUACAAACAUUCGUUAACGCCGGUGAUGUUUUUGCAUUAAAAGACGGUAUCCCAGAGAAGUUCGCCGCUGCUACUGGAGUUUCAUUGAUUUACAGCUCUAGGAUUGGAAAUCUGGACCUCACGUAUGCUAUACCGUUAACUUCUAGACCACAAGAUGAAGCAAAACCCGGUUUUUCAUUUGGUGUUAAGAUCGCCUUUAUGUGA
Messenger RNA from Eremothecium sinecaudum, 1443 nucleotides. RefSeq names its product HFL254Wp. Bases 1 to 1443 code for a protein of 480 amino acids. The record is from RefSeq and is a predicted model, not a curated record. Lineage: Eukaryota; Fungi; Ascomycota; Saccharomycetes; Saccharomycetales; Saccharomycetaceae. The transcript has a single exon. Gene Ontology annotation, biological process: protein insertion into mitochondrial outer membrane. Gene Ontology annotation, cellular component: SAM complex; outer membrane.